AUGGCCGCAACUCGAUGCCAUCCAUUGAGACCAAGUCGUACGACAUCGCUCAUUCAACGUUUAGCGGACUCUGACUGCAGCCCGGAGGAAAAGAGAGCCUUAGGAGCAUGGACGAGAUGCAUGAUUUACAUCUUCGAACGCAACCCGAAACUCUACACGGCGGAAGCCGCCGCUAUAUCGUUAAUUGUCACCAAUAAGGAGUACCACUCCCUCAUAUCGGCCUUUGCAAAUACCAUUAUCCAAGGUACCACAGAUGGCGAUAUUCUUGAUUCAAAUCUACUUAUGAACUUCGGGUAUGCACUCCGUCGUGCUCCGACUGUUUUAUCUGCGGAGAACGCCAAACUUGGAUCAGUGCUUGAUAGCCUCAAAAGACGGUUGGAUAAAGCAGGAGAUCGGGCUGAGUGGGAAACACAGUAUCAGUUGGUCUGCAUGCUGUCGACUAUCUUGGACGCUAUGGUUGACAUUCAGAUUGCUGGACUGGAUCGAGAGGAAUUACAUGAACCGCUACUGCGACAGCUUAAAGCCCUGAAAGUUAGUCAGGAACCUCGUCUGGCCCAGGCUGCUGGUUAUGCAUACCAAGCUUUACGCUAUGUGCCGGACAAUGAAGGCCCUUACCAAGCACUUCUGCGCCAUAGCUGGACACUCAUUCAGGCGACAGCAAAAAUAAGCGGCGCAGUUCCAGCGAUGGACCCUAUGAGAAUUAUUGAUGCUACGUCCGAACUGAUGAAAAUGUUCUCUCUCUUUAAGUCUCUGAUUGAGGCGGCUCAAGACGUGCAUGAUGCAUCCCAAAUCAUAAAGAAUAAUGUGGUAGAAAGCAUGGGAAACUUAUCGAAACUAAAAGGCUGGUACAUGGCUCUUCGAUAUACCAGAAUGUUGAUUGACGCGAAGGACUUUCAAAUGCUGCAAGAUUUUAUCCAGCAAAGGCGCUGUGGCGAUGAAGAGCCGUUCUGGUGCGGCUUGUAUGCCCAGCUUGAACAAACCUGGGUAACUGGAGAUGAAGCCAUCAGGGGUCAAGUUGUAGAUUUCAUAAAUCGAACUCUCCCUCAGAGAGGAUUAAAAUAUCAGCAUGUUCGAAAAUGGAUUCGGCUGAUCGCUGAUACACUUGGUCAGUCUCAGUGGAAAGAUAUUGCUUCCGAAAGACACCAUUGCUGGAGGCGUUGGCGGAAUAAGGAAGACCAGCGCAGUCCACAACCGUUUAACGUACAACAAGUAAAUGUGAAGGCGCUUCCAGGUGAACUAUUAGAGGAAGCAUGGUCCAAGUGUGAGGAUGCCCAGAGAUUCUAUGCCGACAUGCAGAUACGCGAAUAUUAUAGACAAGGACGGCAACUUGAAAUUCGACGCCUUUCUGGAAGUCUGCUGGACAUGGACCAGUGUUAUAUCAAUCUUGCUGUCAUAGAGCAUUCACGGGGGGAUGACAAAGACCGGUUAGAUAACACAAAGACGGAACAAAGACAAUCUGCAUUUACCCUUUUCAACCGCUUGAAGGUCCAGACACCCAACACAGAUAAGAGUGUGACAUUACCUAAAUUAUUCGACGAGCGUAAAAGUCCGGAUGGCACUAUGGCUAGACCCAAGCGGAUCCUGAUUCGAGGACGUGCGGGGGUAGGGAAAACAACAUUGUGCAAAAAGAUCGUCCACGACUUUCUCUAUGCUCGAUUAUGGGCGGAAUACUUCGACCGCAUUCUGUGGAUGCCUCUACGUAGACUCAAAGGGACAUUAAGCUUGGACAAGCUGCUUGAGGAAUAUCUUGCCUUGGAGAGCGAUCGGGACUGCCUAGUUUUGGCGCUGCGCAAAACGAUAUUCGAUCCGAUCGAUAAAAGGACCUUAUUACUCCUUGACGGCCUUGAUGAAAUCUGCGGAGAACGACAGGAUCCCGGAAUCGAUCUAGCUGAAAAGUUGACAAGCCUGUUGAAUCGGCCGAAUGUUAUUAUCACAUCUCGGCCAUAUGCAGUGAAUCUGCCCGACCUUAAUCCAUUUGAUCUAGAAUUGGAAACAGUUGGAUUUCUCCCAGCCCAAGUCCAAGAGUAUGUAACCAAAGUUGUGAAAAACAGAGCUAUGGCGGAAGGGAUCCAGGCAUUUAUUGACAGCCAUUGGCUGAUUCAAGGACUGGUUCAGAUUCCAAUACAGCUAGACGCACUAUGCUACAGUUGGCACAAUGACUUGAGAUCUGGAGGUGUACCUAAGACCAUGACUGCGCUUUACCAAUCCAUCGAGUUAAAAUUGUGGAAGAAGGAUAUCUUGCAACUAGGGAAAAAGAAGGAUGGACGGUUGUUCAGCGAAGCUGAAGUCCAAAAGUUACGAACCCGGUCGCAGAUCAAACCCCCGAUAAAUAAUGAGCUCGAAUUGCUCGAGUUCCUUGCAUUUACUGGCCUAGUGAACGAUAUUAUCGAGUUCGAUCAAGACGUCCGCGAUAAAGUAUAUGAGCAGUCUCACCUUUCAGAGAUGUCAGAUAACACCCUUGACAAAGUCUCAUUUCUGCGCACAUCAGAUCCUUCUUCCGAGCAUGAAAACCGGGGAUACCAUUUCCUCCAUCUGACCUUCCAAGAAUUCUUCGCAGCUCAUUAUUUUGCCCGCCACUGGAUAUCUAAAAAACCACUGCUCUAUCUCAGAUUCAGCUCUGUACAUCAGCAAAGUGAAAAGCAAAUUCCACCUGAGAAGUUCCUACAGCAAGAAAAGUAUAGUGGGCGCUAUGACAUAUUCUGGCGAUUUGUGGUGGGACUGCUCUCAGCUGAAGGUGAGGAACAACUGUGCAGGCUUUUUGAACAGAUAGAGGACGAGCCCCGCGACUUGCUGGGACCAGCACAUCAACGGCUUCUUAUACAUUGCUUCAGCGAGGUGGCUCGCUUGGAGAGCAGAGUUCGCUUAGAGCACUAUCGCGCGGAGAUGGAGUAUCAAUGUCAACAAUGGUCUCUCCAUGAGUAUAAGCUCCUUAAAAAAAUGUAUCUCUGUCGUGAAAGGGAGUUUCCCGAGCAAGUCUUGGUGAAAAUGCUUAAAAUGGAGUUAGGUGAUGCUAGAGCUGAUAUCCUUCGAGCUUUGGAUAAUCGAUCACCCCUCCCACCAAAUCUUCUGGAGUUGAUAUGUACAUUUUUAUGUGAAAAUACGGAUGACGAUGUCAGGCGGGCUGCAGCUGAGACUUUAGGCCGGCAAUCCUCCUUGUCGGAGAGCAUCCUCCAAGCCCUAGUAUCUCGAUUGGAAGAUACGGAUAACAAUGUCAGGUGGGCUGCAGCUGAGGCUUUGGGCCGGCAAUCCUCCUUCUCGGAGAGUGUUCUCCAAGCCCUAAUGUCUCAAUUGGAACAUACCAAUAAAGAUGUCAGGCAGGCUGCAGCUGAGACUUUAGGCCGGCAAUCCUCCUUGUCGGAGAGCAUCCUCCAAGCCCUAGUGUCCCGAUUGGAACAUACCAAUAACAAUGUCAGGUCGGCUGCGGCUGGGGCUUUACGCCGGCAAUCCUCCUUGUUGGAGAGCAUCCUCCAAGCCCUAGUGUCCCGGUUGGAACAUACCAAUCACGAUGUCAGGUCGGCUGCAGCUGGGGCUUUAGGCCGGCAAUCCUCCCUGUCGGAGAGCGUCCUCCAAACCCUAGUGUCCCGAUUAGAAGAUACCGAUCAAUCUGUCAGGUCGGCUGCAGCUAAUGCUUUAGGCCGGCAAUCCUCCCUGUCGGAGAGCAUCCUCCAAGCCCUAGUGUCCCGAUUAGAAGAUACCGAUCAAUCUGUCAGGUUGGCUGCAGCUCACGCUUUAGACAGGCAAUCCUCCUUGUCUGAAAGCAUCCUCCAAGCCCUAGUGUCCCUAUUGGAACAUACCAAUAACAAUGUCAGGUGGGCUGCAGUUCACGCUUUAGGGGGGCAAUCCUCCUUGUCAGAGAGCGUCCUCCAAGUCCUAGUGUCACGAUUAGAAGAUAUCGAUAACAAUAUUAGGUCGGCUGCAGCUUACGCUUUAGGCCAGCAAUCCUCCUUGUCGGAGAGCGUCCUCCAAGCCCUAGUGUCCCGAUUGGAAGAUACCAAUAACAAUGUUAGGUGGGCCACAGCUAAUGCUUUAGGGAAGCGCUCCUCCUUGUCAGAGAGCAUCCUCCAAGUCCUAGUGUCCCGAUUGGAAGAUACCGAUCAAUCUGUCAGUUGGGCCAUAGCAGACAUGGCUUUAGGCCACCAAUCCUCGUUGUCGGAGAGCAUCCUCCAAGCCCUAGUGUCCCGAUUAGAAGAUACCAAUAACGAUGUCAGGGUGCUUGCAGCUGCGGUUUUAAGUUGGCAAUCCUCCCUGCCGGAGAGUAUUCUCCAAGCCCUAGUGUCUGUAUUGGAACAUAUGGAUCCAUAUGUCACGCAGCCUGUAACUCAGGCUUUAGGCCAGCAAUCCUCCCUGUCUGAGAGUGUUCUCCAAGCUCUUAUCUCUCGAUUGGAACAUACCGAUCAAUCUGUUAGGUGGGCUGCAGUUAAGGCUUUAGGCCAGCAAUCCUCCUUGUCGGAGAGCGUCCUCCAAGCCCUAAUGUCUCGAUUGGAAGAUACCGAUCAAAAAGUCAGGUCGGCUACCAUUCAGGCUUUAGGCGGGCAUGACAGCUUUUAUUCCAAGCUUCCUAGCUUGCAUACCCAGAGUCUACAUAGUUUAUAUGAAAUCUGGGUGAAAAAAAGUAUUCAGGAGCAAUUCUGCUGCUACAUACAUGAUGGAAGCAUAUAUAUUGAUACACUGGAUAAGCGAAGAGAAACUCCCUUGUAUUUAGCGAAAGAUGAUAUCGUCAAAGCUUUUAUAACAGCGGCGUCUGAAAUGGGAAGCCCUAGCUUUGGUAUGAACAAACAUUUUGAGAGAUAG
Molecule: messenger RNA, 4791 nt
Organism: Aspergillus tanneri
Lineage: Eukaryota; Fungi; Ascomycota; Eurotiomycetes; Eurotiales; Aspergillaceae
Exons: 1
Coding region: 1-4791 (1596 amino acids)
Molecular function (GO): oxidoreductase activity
Source: RefSeq, a predicted model, not a curated record